This is a messenger RNA of Myotis lucifugus (little brown bat), 751 nucleotides long. Its product is annotated as UPF0600 protein C5orf51-like. The record is from RefSeq and is a predicted model, not a curated record. Gene Ontology annotation, biological process: mitophagy. NCBI's taxonomy places the organism in Eukaryota, Metazoa, Chordata, Mammalia, Chiroptera, Vespertilionidae. The coding region runs from base 41 to 472 and encodes 143 amino acids. The transcript has 4 exons.
GCUAUUGUUUUCUCUUGCACAUCAUCAGGCCAUUUUGGACAUGACGUAUUUUGAGGAGAACAAGCUAGUAGAUGAAGAUUUCCCUGAAGACUCUUCCCAGAAAGUAAAAGAGUUGAUCACUUUUCUUUCAGAACCAGAAAUUUUAGUUAAAGAAAAUAAUAUGUACCCAAAACACUGCGAUUUACUUGGGGACGAACUCUUGGAAUGUCUCUCUUGGCGACGAGGAGCCCUACUUUAUAUGUAUUGUCAUUCUCUGACCAAAAGGAGAGAGUGGCUCACGAGGAAAUCUGGUUUGCUUAAAGAGUACCUUGUUGAUGGAAUCAGUUACUUGCUACAGAUGCUAAAUUAUCGGUGUCCUACCCAAUUAGAUGAAGGAGUUUCUUUCCAAGACCUAGACACAGCUAAGUUACUGAGUGAAGAAUCAGAGUUCUUCAGCUUCAGAGGAAGGCACUGUAUAGAGAAUACAAUGUGAGCAGUGCUUCCCAGUGCUGUGCAGCAUGCGUCCCUGUGAGGAUCCUGCUGGCAUUUUCAGUAUCCCAGCAUGCUCCUGGAAGCCUCCAUCUCACCUAUGUUUAAGUCUACAGGGCUGGCAAAAGAUGCUUCUUUCACCCAAGUCCACUCACUCCUUUGGAGCAUCACUUUACCUGCAUUUCACUGGCCACAUGGAGUCAUGUAACUACAAGGGAACCUGGAAAGCAUAGUCCUUUUCUGGUACAUUGCCAUCCCAAAUAAAAUUAAGUUUCUUUACCAA